Abrus precatorius (Indian licorice) is the source of this 3690-nucleotide messenger RNA. RefSeq names its product GBF-interacting protein 1. The transcript is spliced from 11 exons. The record is from RefSeq and is a predicted model, not a curated record. Lineage: Eukaryota; Viridiplantae; Streptophyta; Magnoliopsida; Fabales; Fabaceae. Bases 291 to 2660 code for a protein of 789 amino acids.
AUACACACUUGGUUUUGCUGCCUCUCUCCUCUCCUCUCUCUCCCAUAUUCCUAGUUUGAGAAUUCAGAUUGAUCAAUUCAAACAAACCCCAUUGAAAAAUAGAUCAUACUCUGCCAAUUCUAAUUGAACUCUCUCUCUCUCUCUCUCUCUCUCUCUCUUUCUCUCUCCAUGUUUAUUUAGUGCCCCUUUUGUUUUGCAUCAUCCAAUCAAUCACUGACCCCUCUUUGCUCCCUUCUCUUCAUUGCCCACAUAUUUUGUUUUCGCAAAGUUUGUGACUUUGGGUUGCAAAGAUGAGCAGUGCUGGGUUUAGGGCUUCAAUUCCGAGCAGUGUGAGGAAGACGAUCCAGAACAUCAAGGAGAUCACAGGUAAUCACAGUGAAGAAGAUGUCUAUGCAAUGCUCAAGGAAUGUUCUAUGGAUCCCAACGAGACCGCUCAGAAGCUUCUCCUUCAGGACACAUUUCAUGAGGUCAAAAGAAAGAGAGACAAAAGAAAGGAGAAUCUUAACAACAGAGAAUCUGUGGAGCCACGUUGGAGGCCUGGCACCCAAGGGCGGGGGGGAGGUAGGGGUGGUCGAGGAAAUUUUUCACCUCAUAAUGCAUCACAUGAUGCUGCUGGUAGCAAGAAUUCCGGUACAGGAAAAGAUAAUGGAAUCCCUCAAGUUACUGAGAAAGUUGCACUGCCUAAGACAGCUUCUCAAGAGACAAUAUCUAAAGAAAAAAGUUCUGGAACAAGCUCUAUACCUGCUAAUGCCAAUGGUCCAAUAAGUGUAACUUCUGGAACUACUAGUGGUGUGAGUCCUCUCCCUUCAUCUGCUGGAACUGGAGACAGAAUGGGUCCAUCUUCUGGUGAUAUGAAUAAAUUGAAUAGUGCUUUACCCUCUGAUAGUUCAAAUAAGGUUGCAACGGUUGCUUCUGGAAGUGGACCAAUUCUUUUCACCAGUAACCACCCAGGAUCUGGACCAGCAUCUUCAUCAGCUGCCUAUUUCUCUUCUUCAGACCCAGUACUGGUUCCAUCUGAUGAUUCAUGGUUUCCUGGUGCUGUUGGUGCAAUCAAACGUGAAGUGGGAAACAUACACCCUCUUGGGGAAUUAAAUGAUGUUAACUCUGCUGAGAACAAAUUAACUGCUGCUUCUGAGACUGCCAGUUCUUCUGUGCAAGGAAAGACUCUUGGCAAAUCCCAGGGAGCACCUAAGAAUCACAUUACUGAGAUGUCACCUGCGUCAUCAACAGUAACUCAUGCUAGCCCUUCCACUAGUCGGCCUUCCUCUAAUUAUAGUACCCGGUCACAACAAUUAAUUGGCCCUCAGAAAGCUGGCUCUAAUAAGGAGUGGAAGCCAAAACCAACAUAUACAACUAAUCAGGGUUCUACUCCAGUUAGUGCAUCUGAGGCUCGGUCUAUUUCAGCUGACACAACUGGGCAGUUACAGUCUGCAUCUAGUGCCCUAGACUCUGAAGAGGCUACUACAAAAUUGCAGAGGAAGCUGGAGGAUUUUCAUCUUCCGCAGCGUCAACAUGUUAUACUUCCAAACCAUAUCAUUGUGCCUGAUUCUGAAAAGAACAAGUUUAGCUUUGGAAGUUUGGGAGUCACUUUUGGAGUUAAUACAAGCUAUGUUAGUGGCCCAGAGAGUGAAAAGAGUUCCACAUCUCUUUCUGAAACAUCUCAGGCUAUUGAAGAAACUGUGGAGGAGCGGGACUCAAGUCAAAAUGCUGCGCUGACUUCUGAGGUGGGAGAUUAUCCGGACCAUCCUCAAUCACCCACUAAUGGACCUGAGAAUUUGUCAUCCAGUGAGGUUGAUGGAUCAUCCAGUGCCAUUCAGGAGUAUAGUGAGUCCAAGCAAGAAACUGCUUUGCCAUCUGGAGGUCAUCAGUACUCAGGGGUUCAGACUUCUCCAAACUAUAGUUUUGGUUUCGUGCCCCCAAUGUUGGGUACUCAGCUAACACCUUUUGACAAUUCUGAGUCUCAAACGCGUGAUAUUUCUCGACUUCCAAGUUUUAUUGUCCAUCAACAAUUGGAUCCAGCUAGUUAUUAUGCCCAGUUUUACCGCACGGGUGCUGAUAGUGAUGGCCGCCUUUCUCCUUUUUCUUCCGCUGGGGCUAACACCAAGUACAAUGGCAAUGUUACAGUGCUUCCUGCUCCAAAUUCUCAGUCUCCUCAAGAGGGAGGUGUCUUGUCCACGGCAGGUCCAACACCACUGGUGACUCAAGCUGCUGGCCUGAUGCAAAGCUCAAUACCCGUUACUCAACAGCCUGUCCCUGUCUUCCGACCUAGUGGAGUUCAUAUAUCUCAUUACCCUCCUAACUACAUUCAUUAUGGUCCAUAUUUUUCACCAUUCUAUGUCUCACCUCCAGCAAUCCACCAAUUUUUGGGCAAUGGCGCAUUUCCUCAACAACCUCAGGCCAGCACUGUAUAUCCACCGCCCCAAGCUGUGGCUGCCACAGGAAUGAAAUAUCCUCUUCCACAAUUCAAACCUGGAGCAAAUGCAGCAAACCCAACUCACCUUGUAAUGCCAAGUGCCUACGGAGUAUAUGGAUCCUCUCCAGCUGGCUACAAUCAUAAUUCUGCAGCCACUGCCGGGAAUUCAACCUCUAAUGAGGAUCUUGGUUCCUCUCAGUUCAAGGAAAGUAAUGUAUACAUCGGCGGACAGCAGACCUUCAUUUGAUGAUGAUUAUGUUCUGUAAUUCCGCUGCAGAGCGAAGGCUCAGCAGUGUGGAUGGCUGCACCUGGCCGAGACAUUACCAGUUUGCCCACUAGUACAUUCUACAACCUUCCACCGCAGGGUCAGCAUGUGACUUUUGCCCCAACUCAGGCUGGCCAUGGAACCUUUGCGGGCAUCUAUCACCCUGCACAAGCAGUGACAGCGGCAACAGUUCAUCCACUUCUACAACAAUCCCAGACAAUGGCUGGAGCGGUUGAUAUGGUAGGACCUGGAGGCAAUGUUUAUCAGCAACCUCAGCACGCACAGAUCAAUUGGCCGAGCAACUACUGAGGUCACGUGUCUUCCUGACAGCUAAAUUAGAUAAUUGAUUCCUAUCUGGGGAAAAUUUUUGAGAAACACCAAAAUAGGGUUGGAUUUCUGCAAAGACGACAUGGCAAUUUGGCUACAUUUGAGUGUAAGAAGCUGGAAAGUUUGCCAAUAUGAUAUUCUGAUUGCCCAAUUGGGGACAUAUGAAGGGUAGGACCCCUGUAACCGAUAUUGACCAUUAAAAGUUAGAUGAGGUAGAAACAUAUGCAGGCCUUGUCUUUUUUACUCCUGCUAUUUUGUGUUACCAUUAAUACCUUUGUCAUAGCUCCAAGCUUUUCCCUCCCUUUCUUUUGUUGAGGUCCUUGAACUCUCCUAUUAAGAGUAUUGUUGAGUGAUGAGAAAUGUCCAUUCUUUCUUUCUAGUUUGAGUUAAUAGGGUUUGGAAGGUUUAGGUUGGUGGGGAAAGCUUUUCUGGUGCCCCCUUUGUCUUACCUGUAAAGUGAAUUUUGAUAGCAAGAAAAUUAUUUACUUAAGCUGUUGUAUUGCUAUGGGCAAAGUGAACUACUCUCAUUUGUUUUCACCUAAUUGAUGCCUCAAUAGUGCUCGUCAUGGUUUCCACUAAAGUUGGGUUAAGACUUGGUUUACUUUACUUGUGCUAUUGAUUCUAAUAUCUAUAAUAUAGAAAUAUUUACAUAAAAGUAUUUAAUUUUUGGAUAGAGUAAAAUAUG